Molecule: messenger RNA, 2451 nt
Organism: Calypte anna (Anna's hummingbird)
Lineage: Eukaryota; Metazoa; Chordata; Aves; Apodiformes; Trochilidae
Gene: HNRNPH3
Product: heterogeneous nuclear ribonucleoprotein H3
Exons: 10
Coding region: 221-1225 (334 amino acids)
Biological process (GO): regulation of RNA splicing
Cellular component (GO): nucleoplasm; ribonucleoprotein complex
Molecular function (GO): RNA binding
Source: RefSeq, a predicted model, not a curated record
CAGGCACGCAUGUGCGGUUGCCGCCCAGCCGGGGCUGAGGAGUGCGGCGUGGCCAUCGCGAUACUUCGGCGGUCGGGACCCCAUCUUGCCCGCCUUCGUUGCGUAGGUUUCGAGCCCGCCGGCCGGUUGGAAGUGAGGAGGAGCUUCCAUCCCGGCAGAAGCUCCCUCUGGGGCACGUCGAGGAGUGCGUGAGGGUCUCCCGGAUUGAUUUAAAUUAAAGAUGGACUGGACUGGAAAACAUAACGGGCCAAAUGAUACAACCAAUGAUGGAACAGUGGUACGACUUCGAGGCCUGCCAUUUGGUUGCAGCAAAGAAGAGAUCGUUCAGUUUUUCCAAGGGUUGGAAAUCGUGCCAAAUGGGAUAACAUUGACGCUGGACUACCAGGGGAGAAGCACAGGGGAGGCCUUCGUGCAGUUUGCUUCAAAGGAGAUAGCAGAAAAUGCUCUGGGGAAACACAAGGAAAGAAUAGGGCACAGAUAUAUUGAAAUCUUCAAAAGUAGUAAGAGCGAAAUCAGAGGAUUCUCUGACAUGCCAAGAAGAAUGAUGGGACAGCAACGACCUGGACCAUAUGAUAGACCAUUAGGAGGAAGAGGGGGUUAUUAUGGAGCUGGGCGUGGAAAUGUGUAUGACAGAAUGCGUCGAGGAGGUGGUGGAUAUGAUGGUGGAUACGGUGGCUUUGAUGAUUAUGGUGGCUAUAAUAACUAUGGCUAUGGAAAUGAUGCCUAUGAUGACAGAAUGAGGGAUGGGAGAGGCAUGGGAGGACAUGGCUAUGGAGCAACUGGAGAUGCAGGAUCAAGUUUUCAUGGUGGCGGUCAUUUUGUUCACAUGAGAGGACUGCCCUUCCGAGCAACAGAAAAUGAUAUUGCUAAUUUUUUCUCGCCGUUGAACCCCAUAAGAGUGCACAUUGAUAUUGGGGCAGAUGGAAGAGCCACAGGCGAGGCAGAUGUGGAAUUUGUAACACACGAGGAUGCAGUAGCUGCCAUGUCUAAGGACAAAAACCACAUGCAGCAUCGAUAUAUUGAACUCUUCCUGAAUUCAACUGCUGGAGGUGGCUAUGGCAGAGAUGGAAUGGAUCAAGGUUACGGCCCAGUUGGUAGAAUGGGAAUGGGUAACAAUUACGGAACUCCUGAUGGCUUGGGCGGAUACAGGCAUGUCACUGGAAAUGGUGGAGGAUACUAUGGGCAAGGCAUUAUGGGUGGAGGUGGAUGGCGUGGAAUGUAUUAAAAGAAUACAUUCCUUGCUUCUGCAGAACAUCUUGGAAGAAACAGUCUCUGGUCUACUAGACUUUCUUACAAAAUUUAAUUUCUUUUGUAUUUUAAGAACUUUAUAAUGACUGAAGGAAUGUGUUUUCACAAUAUUAUUUGGUAAGCAACAGAUUGUGAUGGGGAAAUCUGUUUUCUGUAGGUUUUAUUUGUUGCAUACUCUGACUUUAAAUAAAUUUUUAUAUUCAAACCACUGAUGUUGAUACUUUUUAUACUAGUUACUCCUAAGGAUGUAUUACAUAUUCAAGACUACAGUCGGUUUAAGAUGUUGUACUUUGGUUCAAUAAAGGUGGUUGUACUGUAACUCCUAUGAACACUGAUUCAGUUCUAUGUAAUCUUGGUGUAGUGAAUGAGUUUGAAAAAUUCACUUGUUUAAGGGGAAAAAGGUAGAUGAAUAGAUUAGUUUAUUUGGUAACAACCUUUCCUAAACUCUUUUGAUAAGUUGUAUGUAAUAAUUGCAACACAGUGUAAAGCUGUGGAGGCUAAAAUCAUUGUUCCAGCUCUUCCUUGUACUACCAGAAGCUGCCAUCAUCUGCAAAUGCACAACCACAUCAAUAAGUAGUGCCCAGGUAACGUGCCUCCACAGAACCACGCCACAGUUACUUCCUGCUUUGCUGUAGAACUUUAGAUACUGCGUUUCACAUGUGUUACUUGCAAAGCAAACUAAACAUGAGCACAGCUUUUAGCUAACAUGAAAUAGGUCAAGUACUAGUUACUUUAAGGCUUAGCUAUGUAGUUUCAUUUUUCACAAAAAAUGACUUGGGAAAGUGGGGAAUUUGGAAGCACGACUUUUUCUUCCAUGAAAUUACUGUAUUUAAACAUGAUUCAGCCUUUCUGCUGCACAGAGCUUAUCUGCAUUUGUUCCAAAUUUGACAAGUCAUAAUCUAGAUGAGCUCAUUAGAAGCAAAGAUAACUAAGCCGAUACUUGUUAAAUAACACACAACCCAAACACAUUGAUAAACUUAUUGUGCAAUUGUAACAUGUAAGAUAUGUAAGAAACCAUUGUUUGAAGACAACAUAUCUGAUGUGUAAUGAAAAAGGUAUUCUGAGCCAGUGUGAUCUCCCAUAUUAACUGCUUUGUCCUUGAUGCCUCCCUUACAAAUGUCAAAUGUGAUCUUGGGUAUUGAAAGUCUGUCACCUGUUUUGCUAGUACUGUGUUAUAUAUGUAAUAAAUGUCUUAUUGUGGGA